UCUACUACGUGACAGCGAUCAACUUUCAAAGCACGUGUAUUUGUUGCCCUUUGAUAUCCACUUCCGUCUUUGCGCCGUACUUCUCUGACGUCACUUCUUGUGUUCAUCAAGUUACUGGCCAACUUGACAUCCAUUCGGGUUACAAAAAAGAACAGUCUCUACCCAAUCCCUUCUAGAAAUCAGGCCAUGCCCCUUUUUGGGAAAUCCCAGAAGAGCCCUCAGGAAUUAGUGAGGUCCCUGAAGGAGGCUCUAGGGGCUGUUGUCAAGGCCCAGGCUGGGGAAAAGAAAGCUGAUAAGGCUACAGAGGAUGUUUCAAAGAACUUGUCGGCCAUUAAGACCAUUCUGUAUGGAGCUGGUGACCAGGAGCCUCAGUCUGAGCUCGUGGCGCAACUCUCACAGGAAAUGUACAACACACACAUGUUACCGACUCUAGUCCAGCAACUUCACCGUAUAGACUUUGAGGGCAGAAAAGAUGUUGUUUCCAUUUUUAACAACCUGCUCCGACGUCAGAUUGGUACUCGUACUCCCACGGUGGAAUACAUCGUCACUAAACAAGAAAUUUUGUUUGAUCUUAUGAAGGGAUAUGAGAACCAGGAGAUUGCUUUAAACUGUGGAUUGAUGCUGCGAGAGUGUUGUCGAUACGAAGCCCUGGCCAAAAUCAUGCUGUUUUCUCCCGAAUUCUACAGUUUCUUUGAUUAUGUGGAGGUCUCAACUUUUGAUAUAGCCUCAGAUGCAUUUUCAACAUUCAAGGAGCUGCUUGUGAAGCACAAAAUGCAGUCAGCUGAGUUCCUGGAGAAAAACUAUGAGAAGGUUUUCACAUCCUACCAGAGACUGCUCAACUCAGAAAACUAUGUCACCAGGCGACAAGCUCUAAAGUUACUUGGAGAACUCCUGCUUGAUCGUCAUAAUUUCAUGACCAUGACGAGAUACAUUAGCAAUCCAGAUAACUUGAAGUUAAUGAUGACCAUGUUAAGAGAAAAGAGUCGCAAUAUACAGUUUGAAGCCUUCCAUGUCUUUAAGGUUUUUGUAGCAAAUCCAAACAAACCCAAGCCCAUUCUCGACAUUCUAUUACGAAACAAAGAAAAACUUGUGGACUUUUUAACCAAAUUUCACACAGAAAGAUCAGAUGAUGAACAAUUUAACGAUGAGAAAGCAUAUCUUAUAAAACAGAUAAAAGAACUAAAGUCAGCAGAUGAGGCGUCAUAGUAAUGGCGACUUCUAGUUGCCAUGGUUUCCAGUUCCAACACGUGUCACUAUAUAGGAAUAUACAUGUAUACCCGAAGACACCAGCUGAGGUUUUGCACAAUUUCAUAACUUCAUGUGGGAUUUAUAAAAUUUGAAAGAUGAUUUGCUUUGCCAUGGGCCUGUAUACAUACGAACAUCAUGCAUGAAGGAAUGUGUUUCAUUUCUUAUCACCCAAAAGUGUUUCUGGAGAGGAAAUGAUUUUGGAGUGCUAGAACUUUGGUGCCAAGAUGUUCCAUCAUAUUAAAGUUAUUAGACUAUCUUGCUUGUUAUUAGUAUGCAGUGUUUCCACAUUAAUCCAGAUGUCAGCCAUGCAAACACUUUACCUUGUGAGACGAUUUAUGAGGAACUUACUUUUUACACAUACAUGUAUCUAACUGGCAUGAUGAGUCCAGAAAAUUUUCGUUUUUAUACAAAAAGUAAAAUUUUAUGCAAAAGUGUCUUGCUGUGUAGACAGUACUGGUAAAAAAAAAAUUAUAUUUUUUCAAAAUUAUCAAACUUUUCUGCAGUUCCUCUAUAAUUCAAUGACUAUUUGAUGCAAGCUUGAUAUGUGUUAUUAUUGUUUUCAGCUUGUUGCUGUAAUUUUAUGACAUAUUUUGACACAGAUCAUGAAUUAGUACAGAUACCACUUAGGUGCCAAGACAUGCAGCAGCAUUUGAAAUUCUAUGCAUGGAUUUAAAUUAUUUGAACUCAAAACAAAGGGAAGGAAAUCCGUGUUAUCCUUUUCAAAUUGCUGCAAAGAAACACUGUUGUAAUUAAUUAGACAUUGAUUUUAAAGCAAGGGUGUAAAUUGUUAAUGCUUUUUGUGGGUCAAGCAAACAGCAGUACUGUCCAUCAUUAUGAAAUAUUGUUGAUGUAUGUACAGCAGUUUACCUUCAGUUUUUUUUAUCAAUGUCGCUUUUUUAGGUUAAACUAUUCAGAGUUAACACAAUGCAUGUACUCUUUAUUAAUCUGUAUGUAAGUCAUGUGGGAAUAAUGAUUUAAAUUUAAACAAUAUGGCAUUAAUGAUUACAUAAGGAAAGAACGGGAUAGAGAUACGAGAAUUUUAUAUUUAUUAAGAUUGUUGUCACUGAUCGUAUAUGCAUAGAUCUGAAGUUCACCUGACUAUUUGUCCAUCAGUUGUAAUGUUAUGAAUACAAAAGGCUAGAGGUCAUUUUUACGAUCAAGUCAUAGAACUGAUAUCAAAUUUCAUAAACACUUGUAAUUUCAUUAUUAUUCAUUGCAUGCAGAAAGAAAGUAUGUAUAUUUGGGAUAAAACUUGUUCAAUUUUUUAAAGACUGGGAAGAUAAUUUUUAUCUUUAAUUAUCCUCUUCUUUGAGGAGAUGUGCCAUGAAUUUAAAACAUACCUAGCUUGGUUUGGAUUUUUAUUUGAAUAACCGUAAAAUUAAAUAAAAUAUAAUUUUAUCAUUAUUAUUAAAUUAAAUAGCAUAAAAACUUGUUGAGGAAAUGAGCGGUUUUUUCCCCCCUUUUAAUUAAUAGUGUUUAUAACUAUAAAAUUGCUGGCAUGGACUUUGUAUGAUUUCAUUUUUUAAAUCUGAAAUUUUGUCUGGAUUAAUGAGGUAGCACUGUAUGUACCUUUAUUUUGUUUUUGAGAAAAUCUGUUUUUGUAUAUUUAUAGCUUGUGAAAUAUUUAUACAAAUACGCACCGGUCACAGUAGCUCAGUGGUAGAGCGUUCACUUUGUAACAGCGAGGUUAUGGGUUCGAGCCCUGCUCGUGCCAUCGCUGCAUUAAACCUAAGACAUAACCAUAGGUAGUGAUUGCUCCUUUGCCAAAUUCUUAGCAUUUAGAAGUGAGAAUCAUGGGUCUUUUGGAUAUGACCUUUAAGACAGGUCUCGUGUCGCAGAAGGCAUUGGCAUAAGUAUAGGUCUAAAUGUGAGGUACUUCACUUACAACUGGUGACCUCUAAUUAUGAGUGAAAAAUUCUGGAUGGGACAUAAAACAAACAUAUUCACUCAGUGUUGAUUGUAAACCACCAACCAAUUACACAAAUAUUCAAGUAAAAAUUAACAAUCUGUCGGUAACAAUGUUUUUAUUAGAAAUUGCAUAAACAUGAUAAUAUGAAAGCAGCUCGAUUGCUUUUGUGCAUACAUGUACCCAGUAGGUGCAUCAAAAUAAUGUUUUUCAUAGGUAAAAAGACCACACCAAUCUAAUAUGCAUUGAGUAUUGUUUUUUCAAUACUGUACUAAGAACAAUUUUGAUCUUCGGCAAGAAUAUUGAACACUGCUAACAGGCUUCCUAAUUGUAAGCAAGAACUCCUUAAUUAUUGUGAUGUGAUAAUUUUAUGUUGUUCUUACUAUUUCUUCAUCCCCCCCACCCAAAUGAAAUCAACAUGUGCUGCAUGCAGGUACAAUAUCAGUUGUACAUUACUGCAAGUCAAAUUUUGUUUGGAAAAUGAAUCAAAUUGUGUUUGUAUUCAGUUUGGUUGCUGGUUGACAGCAAUUCAAAUAAUGCAAAAUUAAAGGGGUGGAUAGAAUGUUAUUUUAAUAUAUAUACAUAUACAUGGCGUCUAAUGCAAUGAAGUGUAGAAAUGUGAAUCUGACUUCCCCUGCCCGUAGCAUUCUGACAGAGAGGCAAAGGAAAUGCAAAAGCUAUAGUUCUUAUAUUGUUUCAGGCGAGAAACGGGUUCAUUUUUCUGAGGUCUUUGUAACUGGACCAGAUGUAUACUUUUGUAUGAGUAGAUAGUUCAACAAUAAGUAACAGUCUGUAUUUAAUUCCAUUAUGUAUUACUCACCACAGUAUAAUUUUGUUUUUCUUUAUUUGCUAUAUCUAAUGCUUUGUACAUUAGGUAGAGGUUUAAAACACCUGGAAGUGUGACUUGUUGUGAUUGGUGUAAUGGUUUUCAAAAAUGUUCUGUAAAAUUCAUUGUUAAGAUUUAAAGUCUUGGACUUCAAAAUUAUUUAGUUAAAAAUUAAGAAUGAAUUGUUGAACCUGCUGUCCAGUGACACCCCCCCCCCCCCCCCAAUAACAUUUCUGCCCCCUCAAAAUCUUCUAUUCUCCAUUAUGCAUACCAGUACACUAUGCACACUCAUUAGGUGAUUGAAAAAAUAUUUUUCUCACAGAUUUGAUUGUAAAUUGUGAACUGAUAUGAUAAUCAAGAUUUUAUUUCCCCAAAGAAAUUCCAAUGUUGACAAAUGCAUUUUUCCAUGAGACAUUCUAUCAGCUUUUAAAAGAUGUUUUCAGUAUAUUGAUGACUGAUUGUUUACCAUAAUAUGAUUUCUAUGUUUUGCUUUUUGGUUUAAUUUUCAUUCGUAUUAGAUAAUGUAUUUUUGAACGUUCCAACAUUCAUGUCCAUAUAUUGUUAGUAGAUACACAUUUUGUUGUGAAUAUGUGUGGGGGUUGUCAUCAGACUUCAGAUGCAUAAUGGGAUUAUUGUGAUGUUGGGUAUGUAAAUUGUACUUGUUAAAAUGUAUCAGAAAUAAAAACAGGAAAACACAACAAUAUGUAACUGACAGUUUUAAUGCAGAUACAGCUUAAUUUAUAUGUAAUAAAUCCGUGCUUUUGUGCAAUUGAUUAUGGUUGCUUGUUAGAAUAUUUUAAUUGAGAUUAAAUUACAGAUACUGUACCUGAGAACAAAUUGUAUUAAAAUUAAGGUCAUUUCUGACAAAAAUGGCUUUGAGAUACUGUAUGUUCAGCUUAAUCUUUUGACACAAACCUUUUCAAUUUUGUCAACUUACUUUAAAAUGUCCAGUUUAGCUUACUCAUUUUUCUUGCAAUAUUAAGGAAUAUAAAUUUGAAUUGAUCAGUAUAUACUAUGUUGAAAUAAGUCUGUUAUAAAUAUUUUAAGUAAAAA
Messenger RNA from Ostrea edulis (European flat oyster), 5033 nucleotides. RefSeq names its product protein Mo25-like. Gene Ontology annotation, molecular function: protein serine/threonine kinase activator activity. Gene Ontology annotation, biological process: intracellular signal transduction. Bases 187 to 1206 code for a protein of 339 amino acids. NCBI's taxonomy places the organism in Eukaryota, Metazoa, Mollusca, Bivalvia, Ostreida, Ostreidae. The record is from RefSeq and is a predicted model, not a curated record. The transcript has 8 exons.